AAAUCGUUCGUCGCAUCAGCAGCAGCAACAGCUAUAACAACAACAACAAUAACAACAGCAGCACCAACCGAAGUAAAGUGAAACGCCAAGGUGCAAGCACAAAUUUGUUGCAGCGCAAAGAGCCGAAGAACUAAAUAAGUUGCAAUGUGAAGAGCGCUCGUGGGACAAGUGAAAACUGCGCGGUAGCCCAAGGAAAAGUAAAAACGUGAAGAGCGAAAACUCGCUGAGCGCUGUCAGAAAAGUUGUCAAGGAGCCCAGGCAGUGGCAGUAGCUAGAAGCAGCUGCUGUGACGAUUGACAACACAAAAACAAAAGCAACCACGGCGAGAGUUUGACAAGUGGCACAAGUGGCAGCAGCGCCCAAAAGUACGCAGCUAUAUUUUUUUCCAGCUCACAACGAUUUCUUUUUUUUCGGUGUGUCGUUGCCCCAAAAGCCAAGAAGCGAAUUUGGACCACCCACGCAGCCACACAGUCGAUGGGCGCGUAGCUUUUGUAUGCGGCUCGCCUGCCGUGGCAACAACAGCGUGAACACGAACAGCAAUAGCAACAAUAGCAGCAUUACAGGCACUAUGUGCUGCCCAAAUAGCGCAACGGAAUAGAGCAUCGGCAAGGACAUAGCCAAACACUCGAGCAAGGGAAAGAAGGCAAAAAAUAAAGGAGCAGCUGGCAUAGUGCAGCACAUGUGUUUUUGUGAUGCGACAAGGACACUUCAAGUGCCGCCAACACACUUAAGCACAGUCCAAGCAGCAGCAGCAGCAGCAGCCGGAGCAGCAUCAACAGCCACAUCAGCAGCAGCAGCAGCAGCAACGUCUCUAGCAUUAGCUUAAAACAGGCGACAGACAGUCUUCAAUCGCAGCAUGCGCAAACAUAAAGUGCCGCCCGGCGGCCACCCAAUCAGUUCUAAUUCCAAUUCCAGUCCCAGUUCCGUGACAAGGACAAUGCCAACAGUGCACAACGACACCAACGCAGCAAGCACAACAACAACAGCCACAACCACAUCAACAGCAGCUGCUGCAGCCGUCGAUAUGGAGCAGCAGCGCAUGUUGCUUGGCCAUGCGGCCGCUGACAGCGCCUCGUCAACAGCAGCAACUGCUGCUGCAACAAGCACAACUAGUCGCCUUGCAACACCAACGGCCACCUGUCAGCAGCGUUCUGCAGCGGCGGCAGCAGCAGUAACAGCCCGAGCAGCCAACAGCAAGGAACGGCCGCGAUACACAGUCCAGCUCAUGUCCUUGCUGCACAUCGCCUGCUAUGUGCUUUGCCUGUGUGCAUUCAGCUUUGCGCUCUAUGCGAAUGUGCGGCAGACGCGCCUCGAGCAGCGACUGCAGCGCCUGCAGCAGCUGGACGCACGCAUCGUUGAGCUGGAGCUGCGCCUGGAGCAGCAGCAACUGUUGCACUGGCCCGCCGACCAGCCCCAGAUCAUAUCCAGCCCAAUCAGCAGCAGCACCAACAGCAACAGCAACAGCGAGAACGGCACAUCCUCGCACUUGGUGUUACAUGUGCGCCGCGAGCUACAUCGUCUGCGUCGCGAUGUCUCCCACCUGCAGCUGACGCGACGUCAGCAACGCCGGCAAGCGGCCGAAGCGGCUGCAGCAGCCGCAGCAGCCAGCCUCGGAGGCAGCCCAGCAGCGAAUGGCGAGUGUCAGUGCCAACCAGGUCCACCCGGUCCACCUGGACCGCCCGGCAAGCGAGGGAAGCGCGGCAAGAAGGGCGAUCCCGGCGACAAAGGCGAGGCGGGUCUCAAUGGCAUCAGCGGCGAGAAGGGCGCAUCUGGCAAGCCCGGCGACAAGGGCCAAAAGGGCGACACUGGCCAUCCGGGCGUGGAUGUCUUCCAAACGGUGAAGGGCCUCAAGAGAUCGGUGACAACGCUGCAUGGCGGCACCCUGGGCUAUGCGGAAAUUGUAGCUGUUAAGGACUUGCAAGAAGCGGGCGUUAACGUAUCCGCUUCGACGGUCAUACAGCUGAAGGGCGAGCCGGGCGAGCCUGGUCCGCCGGGACCCCCGGGCGAACCCGGCACUUCGGGCGUGCCGGGUGAGCGUGGACCACCAGGCGAAACUGGACCGCAGGGCUUGCAGGGCGAGGCCGGACAGCCAGGCCCGAUUGGACCGCCCGGUGUGCCCGGAGCACCUGGCACAAAGGGUGACAAAGGCGAUCGCGGCGAUCGCGGACUAACCACAACCAUCAAGGGUGACGAGUUCCCAACGGGCAUCAUCGAGGGUCCACCGGGACCGCCUGGACCACCUGGCCCGCCCGGAGAGCGAGGUGAGCCCGGCGAGGUGGGACCCAUUGGACCGGCCGGACCGCCGGGCGAGAAAGGACCACGCGGCAAGCGGGGCAAGCGGCUAUUUGGACCCGGCGGCGCCAAGCUGGAGGAUGACUAUGACGAUCCGCCCGUGACACUGUUGCGCGGUCCACCCGGACCACCGGGCGCCGCGGGCAAGGACGGGCGUGAUGGACGUGACGGCAGCAAGGGCGAUGCAGGCGAGCCGGGAGAGCCGGGCUCCCUGGGUCCACGUGGUCUGGAUGGCCUACCGGGUGAGCCAGGUAUUGAAGGCCCACCUGGCCUGCCUGGCUACCAGGGACCGCCCGGUGAAAAGGGCGAUCGUGGCGAUAUUGGGCCACCUGGUCUAAUGGGCCCUCCGGGCUUACCAGGACCACCAGGCUAUCCCGGCGUCAAGGGCGACAAGGGCGACCGCGGCGAUUCGUACCGCAAAAUGCGACGCAGGCAGGACGAUGGCAUGGCCGAUGCCCCACACAUGCCUGCAAUUGAAUAUCUUUACGGACCACCUGGUCCACCCGGUCCCAUGGGCCCGCCCGGACACACUGGAGCACAGGGCGAUCGUGGCUUGGACGGCCGCAAGGGUGAUCCUGGCGAGAAGGGACACAAGGGCGAUCAAGGACCCAUGGGCUUACCCGGUCCAAUGGGCAUGCGUGGCGAAUCGGGACCCUCCGGUCCGGCGGGCAAGGCUGGCAUUCCGGGUCCGCCUGGCUUGGAUGGCAUGAAGGGCGCACAGGGCGAGACGGGACACAAGGGCGAGCGCGGAGAUCCAGGGUUGCCGGGCACCGACGGUAUACCCGGGCAGGAGGGUCCGCGUGGCGAGCAGGGCUCACGCGGCGAUGCUGGGCCGCCGGGUAAGCGCGGACGUAAAGGAGAUCGCGGCGACAAGGGCGAACAGGGCGUGCCCGGGCUGGAUGCGCCCUGUCCGCUGGGCGUGGACGGACUGCCGUUGCCUGGCUGCGGCUGGCGUCCGCCAAAGGAGCCUAUCGUCUCAACGCCCAUGCACAAGGAUUACUUGCCGGAUGUAACACAGCCGGAGAGCAAUGCCAGCGAUUAUGAACAGGAGGAGGACGACGAAGAGGACCAGCCGGAGGAUAAUGAAAACGAAUAUGAUGAAUAUCAGGAACAUUUACAUAACAAUGACUAAAAACGGAAACAGCCAAGCCCAAAAGCGAGAAAGGGCAAACACAAACACAAACGCAAACUCAGACACUGAAACAUAACCAAAGCAAAUAGAUCCUUAAACACACCCGUACACACACACACGCACACACACUUAUGCAGAUGGACAUAUACGCACUGGCGACUAGUUAAGCAUUUCCGAUUUCCGCUGCUAACUUGGCUCAGUUUCGCUCACUGUUGACACAUGCAAUUAGCGCUAACCAAUGCAGAGUGGCUGCUACCCCUAAUGGCUAACUGUAGUAGAUUCUAUUAGCAUACACACUCCUCACUCUAACACACACACUCACACAGAGCACACCUACAAUGCUGUACACGUAGCUACAUAUCGAACGUAACUGGCUUCGCUUGGUGUUGGUAUUUCUGGCUGAAACAUACACUUGGCUUUGUUUCAUUCCUUUUUUUUGUUUUGGUAACAAAAUUGGCCAUUUUUGGUAUACAUAUAUGUUUCGCCCCUAGCAGGAGAACUGGCAGACGUGGCUCAAGGACGAGCUGAACGCGCUGCA
Messenger RNA from Drosophila hydei, 3962 nucleotides. RefSeq names its product collagen alpha chain CG42342. Lineage: Eukaryota; Metazoa; Arthropoda; Insecta; Diptera; Drosophilidae. The coding region runs from base 857 to 3424 and encodes 855 amino acids. The record is from RefSeq and is a predicted model, not a curated record. The transcript has 18 exons.